CCCGCAUCGAGUGCAUUUGUGAGACGAACAGACAGACAGACACACUGGUGUGUGAAUUCUCUCACGUGGAACGGUUCAACAUGCAUUCCAUCCAUCCAUCCAUCCACCCACCCAUCCACACACGAACAUCCACACACAUGAGAUGGCUGUCAGGGGCUGGCAGGAAGGGCCGCAAGGAGUGAGGGCCACAUGUGUCAUCGAGAGCCUAGUAGUGGCAGCACUCUCAUACAGUGACCCCACACCCAGGCAGCCAGGCAGGCCUUCCACGCCAUCCGUGAGCCGACAAGCCAAUCCGCAGCCCACACACAUGUAUGGAUCCAAAGAUGCACUACAGCCCCUCCCACCCCAAUACCCUCCCACUCGAGACAGUGCUGUAGUGCAAUGUAAGUGAGUGAAUUGUGUGUCUCUACUCCUCCUCUUUCUUGAUGACGGUGUCUGUCUCAUCCUCUCCCUCUCCCUCUCGGUCUUCCUCUCCCUCUCCCUCCUUCUUCUUAGCUCUCUGUCUGGCCUGGCUGGGCCGCAGCACUAUCGUCCCGUCAGCCCUCUCUGUCACGCGACACCUCUUCUUAGCGCCCUGCCUCAACAUACUAACCAGAUGUCCGGGCUUGUACCGGACAGACAGCACCACACUGUUGAGGGCGGGAAAGGCUGAAAACGCCACCACCACACACUCAGCGAAUGAAGCGUAAAACUUGCGCGACUCUGUAGUGUUGAAAUGAUGUCUGAUCUCCACGUCGAGUGAGGAGACACGGCCACUCUCCAUCACCUGCCUCACUGCCUCUGUCUCUCUACAUAACUUCCACUCCACAGACACGUUUUCCCAGUAUACCCAAUUGCCCUCUGCAUCGAAGGUGACACGCUCGAAAUCGUACGUCAACUGGACUGCUAACUCUCUGCCUUCAUCUGAAACAAACCCCAGGCCAUCAGGCAGCAGUGUGCAUGUGGCCUCUGGGUUCGCGCGGGCAGACAAUUCAAAACGCACCUUCUCUAAGUGGGGGGAGAGGGCAUGCAGCACAUCACCCGCCCCACCAUCAUACACACCCCUGCCUUCCCGUCCCUGCGAAACCAUGACAGACGACACACUCGGGAAGAGCGAUGUAGGGUCGUCCGUGAUGUAGGAGGGCAGCUGCUGGGUGCCGCCCGCACGUAUGAUGGUGAGCUCGUGGGAGUGCUCACACACCAGCGAGUCCAGCCCGGGGGCCUCUUUGAUGGUGUCGGCGCAGGGGCGGCUGUCGAGGGUCACCUUCUCGGCCUGCCGGCAGCACACCUCCACCGUCGAGAAGGAGUCGGUGAGGGCCUUCUUGUUGCCGAAGAAGGGCAGAUGGACGGUGGGGCCGCCCUGCAGCUCGCCCUCCUCGAUGCGGCCGAAAUAGUUCUCACACGCGUCAGGGGCCAGGCACUUGGUGCGAAAGUCGUGCAGAUGCUGUGCAAACGACACACAAGACGAAAGGGUCGGGGGAUAGCCAUGGAUGCGGGAAGUGUCUGUGUUUCUUCCCCACCUGUAUCUUCUGUGUGCUGUGGAUCUCCCCGAUGGCCAUCUCGAUCUCCUCCAGGGGGCCUGCCUUGUCCCGCUUCGUUCCGACCAGGUUGCCGACGAUGUUGCCGAUGAAGCCAAGCGGGCCGCCCUCGUCCUCAGCCACUCCCACCACAUUGAUGAAGCCACCGAUGGGGUCGUUGGAGAACUCGAUGCGGCCGGUCAGCGACGUGAGGCUCUUGGCUGAUAUACACACACAAAGGGCGAGGACCGUGACGUCACACUCGCGGGGGCGUGCGCGGAUUCAUAUCAUCAUCACCUGAUGGCGUGUCGGCGAGGGCGUUUGCUACUUCGCUGAGACUCGCAGCGGCACCUCGGCACUUCGGAUCCUCCUGGAAGCAAAGUAGCAACAUGAGAUCAGUCGUUCAUGCAGCUAUGUAUCCCCUUCCCUCUCUGAGUGGCCUCCUCACCUUGUCGCAGAUGAUGUGCAGCGAUUUUAUGCCCCCAUCAGCCUCGCGGAUCCACCGAUGAGCCCCAGCGAUGGUGAUGUCCACCACACUGAGGCCUUGCAGGUGCGGCAUCUGGUACAUGCGGUCCUCUGCCACCAUCAUCCACACCGUGCCAACGCUGGCUGACUCCACACGCUCAAACACAAUCGGCUUCUACCGGACACACAAGGGGGAGAUAUAACAAUGAUGAGCGCAAGGAAGCCUGUGUGUCUUGUCAACGCCCUCACCUUGUUCUGUGGCAGGUCGACCUUCUGGAAGUCGCCUUUCCUCUGACGCAUGUCUCGCUCCACGUUGUACUGCACCUGUCUCUCUGGCGCAUGCUUGCCAUUUCUGUAGAUGGGAUGCUCGUAGGGGCACUGCAGGUCCACACUCUCGACCGUAACCGAGAGGCGCUCCAGCAGGUACACCAGCGACUUGGUGGGCCGAUGACAGAUGCGCACAUCAGCACACUCGGACAACGGACCUGACCAUAACACACAGCACACCACACUUGGUCGCACACACAGAUGUGUCGGCUCCCGCUCUCCUCACCGGCCGCCCAUUUCUUCGCAAUUUUCAUUUUGGGUGAGUCGUCCAGCUCGACGAUGGGGUGCAUGCCGCUGGACUGUGUGAGGUGGCGGAAGAACGUGUUGACGCUCGCCAGCGACUCCAGGCACGACACGAAGCCCAUCAUGGCACCCAUACCCACACCGUCGGCCAUCCAGAGGGCCUCAGGCAGACCCUCAAGAUGCGACUUGGCCUGACAUAGAGCACGAAACAGGGGGAAAUGGAGGUGGGUUCCUUCGUUCUGUCUGUUGUCUUGUGCUGCGUUGACCUGCUCAGCGUCGUCUUCGUCGGUUUCGUUGAGUUUGUGUCGGAUGGCGUCGAGUUUGCGGAUGUUCUCCUUCAUCUGCCUGGUAGCGACCUUGUCCACGUGGCUGAUCUGCGUGUCGACGUCGGCACACACCAUGCUCGACCACACGCGAAUCUGACGAUCAACCUCCUGAACAACACCACACACAUAAAAGGAGAGGCUGUGUGUGUUGAUGUCGUUUGAUGUGUGUAUAAUGUUGGCCCUGACCUACUCACUCACCGAGAUGCGGUGUUGGUGUUCGAGCGAUUCGGCAUCAGGGGCGGCCAUCCUCAACUCAUACACCUCACGAGCCUGGAUGAUGGCAUCAACACGCACACGCAGCAAACACACCACAAAGUCAAGUACUCCCUCCCCCAUUCCGCCAGCCUCUCUUUUCCACGAGGUACCUGUUUCUCGGCCUGUUUGGCCUGCUUGAGUUGCGCUUCGAGCCUCAUCGUCAUCUGCUUCAGAGCCUUCAACGCAUCAGCAUGACAAACCUCAACUACAUCCUGCAUGAAGUAACGAAGCCAAACCACAAAACACACGGAAAUGCACCCAUCACCCAUCAGCCAUCUGCAUCCCUGAGUCCUCAUCUCCACAUCCUCGUCGUCGUCAGACACCUCCAUCUUGUCCCUCCCGCCGCCAUUCUUAUCGCCCUUACCCUUACCCUUCCUAUCCCCCCGCUGCCUCUUCUUACCGGCCUUCCUGCGCCGCCCUCCCUUUCCAGACUCCGAGCCUUCCUCGUCACUGCUGCUGGUGUCGACGUCCAUUAUGGGUUUGCGUUUCUGCCCGCCGGCAGCCUUGAGCAAGGCCAGCUGCCGGGCCGUCAUGCGAUGGUCGUCCUCACCCUCACCUGCAUCAUCCAUGGUGAGAGGGAGGGAGUGAGGGAGCGAACGGCAGAUCUGCCGAUGCGCAAGGCACGACGGGAACAGCGGAGAUCUCACCGUUGGAUGUAAAUCACCGGAUACUGUCGAGACCUCUGCAUAGGAUUGGACGGAACAGAACGGCCCAUUUCGAU
Vitrella brassicaformis is the source of this 3833-nucleotide messenger RNA. Lineage: Eukaryota; Vitrellaceae. The record is from the annotation of a GenBank genome assembly.